Messenger RNA from Nelumbo nucifera (sacred lotus), 1447 nucleotides. RefSeq names its product Transducin/WD40 repeat-like superfamily protein. Lineage: Eukaryota; Viridiplantae; Streptophyta; Magnoliopsida; Proteales; Nelumbonaceae. The record is from RefSeq and is a predicted model, not a curated record. Gene Ontology annotation, molecular function: protein binding.
AAGUGGAACCCUAAAGGAGGUUUUAUAUGGGGAAUCCAAAAUCUUUGCGGUUUGCCCUUUCGGUUUCUCUCUCCAGUUGCAGUGACUCGCACAGCGGCGGACGGGAGACGCCAUGACGCUGGUUGCAGGUUCAUACGAAAAAUUUAUAUGGGGAUACCAACUCAAAACCCUAGACUCUCCAACCCUAAAGCCCCUCUUCUCCUACCCAUCUCACCUCACUACCAUCAAGUGCGUUGCCGUCUCCGGCCCUGUUGCCGUCUCUGGCGGAGCCGAUGAUACAAUCAAAAUCUACGACCUCUCGACGUCUUCCGAAGUUGGAUCCCUCUUGGACCACAAAGGCGCCGUCACUGCCCUCUCCUUCUAUACCCCUCCUUCCCUCUCCUUCCCUCGCAAUCUCCUUAGUGGCUCCGAAGAUGGCACCGUCUGCAUCUACGACGCUGACCCCUUUAUUCACCUCAAGACCGUGACUGCUCAUAAGAGAGGUGUUAAUGAUCUAACCAUACAUUUGUCGGGGAAGUUGGCGUUGACGGUGGGUAGAGAUUCGAGCUUUGCGAUGUUGAAUCUUGUGAGAGGGAAGCGGAGCUUUCAUUGUAGAUUGGAUGAGGAGGCGUCGAUUGUGAAGUUCGAUUGCGAAGGGGGGAAGUUCUUUAUGGUGUCUGAGGAGAAGGUAUCGAUGCAUGAGUCGAUCGACGCGAAGCUGGUCCUUGAGAUGCAGAAUCAAAAGAGGGUCCUUUGUGUUGCCCCAGCCACGAAUGGGCUCUUAUUUUCGGGUGGAGAGGACCGAAAUAUAACUGCAUGGGACACAACAAGUGGAAAGGUUGCAUAUUGUAUUGAGAAUGCACAUUCAACCCGUGUGAAAGGAAUUGUUGUUCUCACCAGGAGUAGUGGCAGUGAUGAUUCAAAUAACCCCUUCUUAGUAGCAUCCGCAUCAUCUGAUGGGGUCAUACGGGUAUGGGAUGUACGCAUGGCCAAGAAGGAGAAACCAAAUCCACUAGUAGAGGCCAACACAAAAUCAAGGCUAACAUGUCUUGCUGGAACUUCUAUUAAAUCUCUAAGAAAACCACAGAUUGGAAAAGUGCUACAAAUGAAGAUGAAGAUGAAUAAGGACUUGUAGUUUUUGCGAAAUACCAAGUCAGGAAAUUGUCCAAAAACAACAUUUGAAGAUGUAGCUGAAUCUCUCCAUUAAUGUUAAAAUGCUCUCGCUCACAUAUCCAUUCAAUGCCGAUGUUUUUCAUGGCAUUGUUGAGAAAUGUUUGUUAGGAGAAACGAGCUAGAAUUUCAUCACUUAAAUAGUGGUUUUAAUUGUUCUAUCUUAUGUUAAAAGGUUUUAGUUGAUCCAUCAAUUCAGUUGUGAUAUAUCAAACAUUCAAAGAGGGAUAUCGUCAAUAUUGUAGACAGUUUUGUUCCCCAAUUCAAUUUUGGCAUAUGAAUGAUUUUAAGUAUCACA